Mizuhopecten yessoensis (Yesso scallop) is the source of this 819-nucleotide messenger RNA. RefSeq names its product octapeptide-repeat protein T2-like. The transcript has a single exon. The coding region runs from base 1 to 819 and encodes 272 amino acids. The record is from RefSeq and is a predicted model, not a curated record. NCBI's taxonomy places the organism in Eukaryota, Metazoa, Mollusca, Bivalvia, Pectinida, Pectinidae.
AUGGAAAGAGAGAAAGGAGGAGAGAGAGAAAGGAAGAGAGAAAGGAAGAGAGAAAGAAGAGGGAAAGAAGAGAGAGAAAAAGAGAGAAAGGAAGAGGGAAAGGAAGAGGGAAAAAAGAGAGAAAGGAAGAGCGAAAGGAAGAGGGAUAGGAAGAGGGAAAGGAAGAGAGAAAGGAGGGAAAGGAAGAGAGAAAGGAAGAGGGAAAGGAAGAGGAAAAGUAAGAGAGAAAGGAGGGAAAGAGAGAAAGGAGGGAAAGGAAGAGGGAAUGGAAGAGGGAAUGGAAGUGAAAAAGGAGGGAAAGGAAGAGGAAAAGAGAUAAAGGAAGAGAGAAAGGAAGAGGGAAAGGAAGAGGGAAAAAAGAGAGAAAGGAAGAGAGAAAGGAAGAGCGAAAGGAAGAGAGAAAGGAAGAGCGAAAGGAAGAGGGAAAGAGAGAAAGGAAGAGAGAAAGGAAGAGCAAAAGUAAGAGGGAAAGGAAGAGCAAAAGUAAGAGAGAAAGGAGGAAAAGAGAGAAAGGAAGAGAAAAAGGAGGGAAAGGAAGAGGGAAUGGAAGAGAAAAAGGAGGGAAAGGAAGAUGGAAAGGAAGAGGGAAAGAAAGACAGAAAGGAAGAGGAAAAGAGAGAAAGGAAGAGCGAAAGAGAGAAAGGAAGAGGGAGAGAGAGAAAGGAAGAGGGAAAGAGAGAAAGGAAGAUGGAAAGGAAGAGAGAAAGGAAGAGAGAAAGGAAGAGGGAAAGGAAGAGAGAAAGGAAGAGGAAAAGAGAGAAAGGAAGAGGGAAAGAAAGAAAGGAAGAGGGAAAGGAAGAGCGAAAGGAGGGAAAGUAA